Scatophagus argus is the source of this 5827-nucleotide messenger RNA. RefSeq names its product EYA transcriptional coactivator and phosphatase 3 (gene eya3). Gene Ontology annotation, molecular function: protein tyrosine phosphatase activity. The coding region runs from base 191 to 2014 and encodes 607 amino acids. Gene Ontology annotation, cellular component: nucleus. Lineage: Eukaryota; Metazoa; Chordata; Actinopteri; Scatophagidae. Gene Ontology annotation, biological process: positive regulation of DNA repair; multicellular organism development; negative regulation of extrinsic apoptotic signaling pathway in absence of ligand. The transcript has 19 exons. The record is from RefSeq and is a predicted model, not a curated record.
AACAUUCUGCACAUGCGCAGUAGACCCAGCAUGGCAAACUUCCUGCAAAAUAGUGCUCCCUAACAACAGACAAAGCUUCUCACAGUGGAUUCAAAUGAAGACGCCUUAGUAAAAGCGUUUCUCAUUCACUCCUUCAAUGCAAGGUCCGGACACGCUUUCCAAGUACAGAGAGUAGGCUGUGCGUGCAGACAUGUCGGGUCGCUCUGCUGCAGAGAUGGACGACUCGCAGGAGCUGCCGACAAAGAAGGCCAAGCUUGAGAUAGACGGUGGACUGGAGAAAGAGUCAAGUAAUUUAGGUGAUGAUGGGAGUCCAGGGGUUGUGUUGGCUUCAUCAGAGCAGGGCAGCUCUUUCUCUGCCCUGUCCGCGGCCCAGCUUGAUCCAGGUGAUCAGGAGCAGCCGGACACAGACAGAAGGGCAGCGUCUCAAACGUGCGGUGACUCAUUGAACUCGUAUGCGCACUCUGCCACAGACACGACGGCCACAUCUGAAUACACCCAGGAGGUUUAUCAAGGAAGCAACCCAGCAGUGACGUCGUACACCAGCCAGGUGGCCUUUCCUCCUCUGGCCCAGUCCACUGUGUAUUCAUCCUUCCCCCAGACCGGCCAGACCUAUGGCCUCCCGCCCUUUGGUGCUAUGUGGCCAGGCAUUAAAACCGAGACAGGGCUGCCUGAGGCGCCCUCUGGUGGCCAAUCUGGGUUUCUCAGCUUCAGCACCGCAUAUACCUCAACCCAGCCAGGCCAUCUGCACUACUCAUACCCCAGCCAAGGCUCCAGCUUCACAACAUCCAGCGUGUAUUCUAGCAUCCUUUCAGCUACGGCCACAACCACAACCUCCACUCCAGUGGUCAACCAGGAAUUUAGCAACUACAACUCUCUGGGACAGAGUCAGUUCUCUCAGUACUACACUCUGCCUCCCAGCUACGUGCCUGCAGGGCUGCCCAGCAGUGAGGACCACGUUGUGGGUGUAGAGGGCACCGAGUAUUCAGCUGUGAAAUCGGAGCAGGCGGCUUCAGCCGGGCUGCCUCCCAGAGAUGCGUCCCCACCGGAGAACCUCCCAGCAGGUGCGGCCCUUCCUGCCGGCGUGGCUCUCCCCACUGGAGCCAGAGAUCAGGAUGAGGUUGGACGUAGAAACUCUGUCGGCAAAGCAAAAGGGAAAGGCAAGAAGUGUGACAACUCCCCACCCACCGAGAGCGACCUGGAGCGCAUUUUUCUUUGGGAUCUGGAUGAGACCAUCAUUAUAUUCCACUCCUUGCUCACCGGCUCCUACGCACAGAAGUUUGGCAAGGACCCAGCAACAAUGCUGAACUUGGGCUUGCAGAUGGAGGAACUGAUCUUUGAGCUGGCAGACACACACCUUUUCUUCAAUGACCUGGAGGAGUGCGAUCAGGUCCAUAUUGAGGAUGUUGCCUCAGAUGACAAUGGACAAGAACUGAGUAACUACAACUUCUUGACGGAUGGCUUUAAUGGUCCCAGUGGUGGAGGGGCAUCAGGAACCACCACAGGAGUCCAGGGGGGCGUGGAGUGGAUGCGGAAACUGGCCUUUCGCUACCGCCGGCUAAAAGAGAUCUACAAUAGCUAUAAAGGGAAUGUUGGAGGCCUGUUGAAUCCUAUGAAGAGGGAGCUGCUUCUCCGGCUUCAGUCUGAGAUCGAGAACGUUACGGAUGCUUGGCUCAGCACGGCGCUCAAGUCUCUGCUGCACAUCCAGUCCAGAGGGAAGUGUAUGAAUGUGUUGGUGACAACCACUCAGCUGGUUCCAGCGCUGGCCAAAGUGCUGCUGUACGGCCUGGGAAACGUCUUCCCCAUCGAGAACAUCUACAGUGCCACAAAAAUAGGCAAAGAAAGUUGCUUUGAGAGGAUCGUCUCUCGCUUCGGGAAGAAAGUGACGUAUGUGGUGAUAGGCGACGGUCGGGACGAGGAGUUUGCAGCAAAACAGCACAACAUGCCUUUCUGGCGGAUCUCCACUCACGGCGACCUCGUGUCCCUGCACCAGGCGCUGGAACUGGACUUCUUGUAAAGGAGACGGCGUUGAAUGUCGCUCACUAAAGGGAAAAUGUAGUCGUUGCCUUUUGGUUUGUGGAGUGACAUCGUGUAAGGAAACCCUCCACAAUCCCGACGACACACUCUGGCAUAUUAGGACCCUCCCUCCCUCCCUCCCUCCCUCACCCCCCCACAACUAAAGACUCACUGUGUGAUGUGUGACGGCGAUGUACUGAGGCGGACUUUGGGUCGGAGCUGACUGUGAGAAACAGACUGGAUGCAUCAUUCGGCUGAAUUAAAGUUCCUCACGCCCAGCACUCCCGUCCUCUACGGCAGCUAACCUCACAGCAGCUGAAACUGGCACUGAUUUGAGAACACAGAAGGGAAAACCAUCCAUUUUUUUUCCUCCUCUUUGGUCUUGAUCCUCAUUUUCUUCUCAAGUAUCGAAAUGUCUGCAGUGAAUCUUUUUAUUUCUCUCUCUGGAUUUAAACAACCAAAGGGCCUUUGUUGUUUAUUGUUAUUCACUUUUGGGGUUGUUGUGGCUUUUUUAUUUAGGCUCUGUGUAAGUGAAAGAAUUAUUUCAAAGCUAAGUUGUUGGAAAAAAAAAAAAAACUGCAUUGUUUUGCACUCAUUCGAAGACUUGAAAGCAUCACUUUGCAGUCUCCCUUGUAAAUCACGUCACCCAGUCAUCAACAAUCAAAUAAUCCCAUCAUUUAUAUAUUUGGUUCCCGUGUCGCCAUUCAGCCUAAGGGACUACAUGUGACCUCACCUCCUGAUCUGACACCAUCGGUCAGCUGUUCUGCCCUUUCCACUGUGUCGCAACCGCAGACCGACCUUUUCUGUAUGAGUCAGUCAUGUGAGCAGUGGGAAGUAGAGCAGGAUGGCGCUGCACUUCACUUUGGCUAGUAGCCCAGAAGUGUGGUUUCUUGCCCCGGUAGUCGUGGUGGUUUUGGUAAGAUUCUUGAGUAUUUAAAAAAAAAAACAAACCUGAGUUGUAUCCCAAAUCUAUAUUACACACUAAUUCUGUACAGUAUACACGACUUAUAUACUGUUUUAGCAGUUAAUAUUUAAAAAAAUCAGUGAAAUGUUUAAUAUUACCAGGAAAUGAAGCAGCGUGUGAACGUAACUGAAAGUUAAACACACAAACAAAUCGAAUUAAAGAUUUAAUGCUGAUUGUUGUUUCCACAAUGCUUGUUAAUUCCCCCCCGGUUCUUUUGUUUCCUUUGUGCAUUGCAUUGUGGGAGAAGAGAACAGCGUCCACGAUCAGAGCAGCCAGACGGUGUGUUCGAGCACACUGUAUACGGAGAAACCUGCUUGGAAUUAGUGUGUGGUGUGGAUUUGGGACACGCUGCUUGUCUAACGAAGGAUUAAGUCUUCAUUCAUUGGUUGUAAAAAGGCUCCUUAGCUGUGAACGCUAACUGGACUGCUGUGGAUCUGUUGGAACGGGAAGCUUUAGGCAGGAGUCAGACAGCCUCUGAGCCCUCAGCAGCACCCGAGAGCUCGGGUUCACCUGCAGGAUGAGGGUCCCGGUUGGGCUGCUCCUGUAUAGGACACCAGGGAGGCCUUUGACACGCCUGCGUCUGUCCGUCCGCCCCCCCAGGGGCCCCCAUUGUCUCCUAAUCCGUCCAUGCGUACACCUGGUGUCAGCCUCUGGUAGUUCAUUUAAGAGGUUUCAUUUAUAAAUUCCCUCUUGUCUUCAGUGAACUGCGAGACGGUUUUAGCAUCUCGUCACAAUGUCCACUCAGGCAGAUUUAGUGGCGGGACAGUUGAAUUGUGGGAGCACAAAACCAACAUGUUGGCCUGUAGAGUCACAUUUUAUUACUCUUACAUGUUGUCGUGUUGUUGCCGCAGAAUCACUUUUUUUUUUAAGUGCGGCCGAAUGUCACAGUCAUCAUUUACCAAAGACUUUAUUCAGCAUUUUUCUCAGCUGCUUCAUUUGUACAAACUGAAUUUCAUUUAGCCGACAUUCGUUGUAUCACUUGGUUAAAAUUAGAGCUGCAGCUAAGGAUUUUUCUUUUAAUCGUCUGCAGGAUAUUUUGUCGGUCAUUUGCAACAAGCUGCAGUUUGCUGAUUUUGUUAAAUGAAAGGAUUUGCUGUUUUUCUUUGCUGCACUCGAUCAGUAAACUCUCUUGUGUUUAUUCCAGCCAUUUGAAGACGUCACUUUGGGGUCUGGGAGAUUUCAUGGAGGUUUGACACUUUGACAGACCAAAAGAUUGUGAAACUGAUCUUGAGUUACAGCCCAAAUUUUGUCUCUUAAAAUAUCAGAAAAUAGUGAAAUGUCACGAUUCCCAGAGCCUGGAGUGACAGCUUUUCACAUGGCCUAAACUGAAAGUAAUCGCACCUAAACAAGCAAAUGAAAAUUAUCCGACCAAUUAAUGAAAAAUAGUUGCAGGCUAAUCGAUUAAUCGUCUGAUCGUUUCUGCUCCAGUUAAAACUAGGAGGUCAUUCCUCUGUGUCAGCCGGCUUCAACCACAAAAUGACUUCAUGGCUCAGCCUCAUGUCAACCCCCGACUUGACUUUUCGAGGGCGUAUUGAAGGGGUGAAGAGAAUAAAAUAUAAAAAAGGAAUGACGACUGUGCAAUACAUUUCUACUUUGCUCAUUAACUGUGUUUCAAGGGAAUUUUCAUUUGCAGACGGCGAGAGAAAAAGCGAGGAAGGUGUCGGCCUCCCCCUGCCUUGCUCUGUGUGAGAUUACGACUGAACAAUACUGAGCCUGAAGAAGAUUUCGUAUUUCACACACACACACACACACACACACACACAUGCAGCUUGACCGUUAAGAAUGUGUAUUUCUGUGUAAUUUGUUCGUGUGUGUCGCGUGACUGCGCAUAUUUAUAUUGUGCCUUUUAACCUUCAUCUGUAUGCAUAAUCUCAAAGGGAAAUAUGUAAGAUUUUCGUUUGAUACAUUUAUUAUCACUGCAUUGUUAUCCAAAGUGUUAUCCUACUUUUUCUUUUUUUUCUUUUCUUUUUUAAUCUAAUUUUUUAAAGUGCUGGUGAGACUUUUUUGUUGUUGUUGUUGUUGUUGUUACUAGACUUUUUUGAUUGUCCUGUCUGCACUGUAUUUGAAAGGCCUCCUUCUGGAAAACUGUGUCCAUUUUGGGAGGUGUUGUUUGCUCAGUUUUCAGGGUUCGGGUUGGCUGGCUCGUUAUGACGAGGCGGCACGUGCGUGUGUCUCAUAAAUCCACGUGUACAGUCGCGUCUGCUUUGUGUGAGUUUUUUUUGUUUGUUUGUUUGUUUUUUUUGCUCCCCGUUGAAAAGGUUUUGCGUUCAUUGUGUUGCUGUGAAGCGCUUGGAGACAAUCACAAUCUGUGGCACGUAGUGUUUUUGUUUUUUAAAUGCGGUCAGGUGACUGAAGCGGAAGGUCGCGUCGUUCUACCUGCGCUCGAGAGCGUCAGAGACCGCGUGCAGUCUGUGCUUUUUUUUCCUCAAGGUGUUUUCUGUUUAUUUCUUUACUUUGUGUGCAUGUCAGUCUGUUUUUUUAAGCGUACCAUGGCUGUGGGGGAAUAAAAAGACCAUGCAUUGUUUAAAGGCGGUAUGUUGUUCUGUCUGUCCUCUUUUGUUUUUCUUUCCAAUGCCAAAUACUGUAGUUAUUUUUUAAUGCUGUGUGUUUAAUUUUUUUUAUGUGUUUCAUCUCAUUUUUCGAGGACCCGUGAGGCCACAUAUGAUGAUGAUGUAGAGAGCCUGAAUGUGAUCCUGUAAACUGAACACUAUCAUAAUAAUCAAUGCUAAUUUAAUUACUGUAAUCACUAUUUUCCCCACAGUAGCUGUUUGGGACCUUGGACACAGUCCUGGAAGGUUUUCCUGUGUACCUAAGAUAUUCAGUACAGUGUAAAUAAAUUUUUAAAAAGUU